Molecule: messenger RNA, 1713 nt
Organism: Cornus florida
Lineage: Eukaryota; Viridiplantae; Streptophyta; Magnoliopsida; Cornales; Cornaceae
Exons: 7
Coding region: 211-1458 (415 amino acids)
Cellular component (GO): membrane
Source: RefSeq, a predicted model, not a curated record
GUCCUCGUGAAGUAAAAUAACCACUAGUUGUCCCAAUAAAACACGGUUUCGUUAUAUUCCAAAUACUGAUCGUCAAGCCAUUAUCUAGUCUUCUCUCUCACUCAUCAUCGCGUGCUUCCUUUGUUCUUCGUCCAAUCGCAAAAGUUCUGUGAUUCAUAGGGUUCAGAACCGGUGUUGGUGGGUUGUGGAUUGUUGAAAAGGUGAGAAGGUAUGUGGGCAGCUUCUUGCCUUGCGUCAUGCUGCGCCACCUGCGCAUGCAAUGCAUGCAGCACGGUGGUGGCCGGGAUUAGCCGACGAUCUGCUCGGAUCGCGUAUUGCGGCUUGUUCGCGCUGUCGCUGAUCGUGUCGGGGAUUCUCAGAGAGGUUGCUGCACCUCUCAUGGAAAAGAUCCCUUGGAUUAAUCAUUUUCACCAAACACCAGAUAGGGAGUGGUUUGAAACAGAUGCCGUGCUGCGGGUUAGCUUGGGAAACUUCUUAUUUUUCACCAUUCUAGCUGUUCUAAUGGUUGGUGUGAAAAAUCAGAAGGAUCCUCGUGAUAGUUUACACCAUGGUGGUUGGAUGAUGAAAAUCAUUUGCUGGUGCCUUUUGGUAAUCUUUAUGUUUUUCCUUCCCAAUGGGAUUAUCAGCUUUUAUGAGUCAACAUCAAAGUUCGGCUCAGGGUUGUUUCUUCUUGUUCAAGUUGUGCUUUUGUUGGAUUUUGUUCAUGGAUGGAACGACAAAUGGGUUAAAUAUGAUGAGCAGUUCUGGUACAUUGCAUUGCUUGUUGUUUCACUUGUUUGCUAUGUGGCAACAUUUUCGUUCUCUGGACUUCUCUUCUAUUUGUUUUCCCCGUCUGGACAUGACUGUGGACUCAACACCUUCUUUAUUGUCAUGACACUGAUUUUUGUGUUCGUUUUCACUAUAGUGACACUGCACCCUGCUGUUGGUGGCAGCAUUUUGCCAGCUUCAGUUAUAUCUUUGUACUGCACAUACCUCUGCUAUAGUGGACUUGCCAGUGAACCAAGGGAAUACGAAUGCAAUGGACUUCACAGGCAUUCUAAAGCUGUCUCGACUGGGACCCUUACUGUGGGGCUGCUUACAACAAUUCUAUCGGUUGUCUAUUCUGCAGUCCGUGCUGGUUCUUCUACAACUUUGCUCUCCGCACCUAGCUCACCCCGUGCAGGUACUGGGAAGCCUUUGCUACCGGUGGACCAGGUAGUUGAGCAGGAAGAGAAGGAGAAAGAACGAGCUAAGCCAGUUUCAUAUUCAUAUUCCUUCUUCCAUCUCAUCUUCUCCCUUGCUAGCAUGUACUCGGCAAUGCUUCUUACAGGGUGGUCUACCUCAGUUGGGGAGAGCGGGAAUUUGGUGGAUGUAGGAUGGCCAUCUGUGUGGGUACGAAUCAUAACCGGGUGGGCAACUGGAUCUUUGUUCCUCUGGUCACUUGUUGCCCCCCAUCUAUUCCCAGAGAGGGAGUUCUGAACAUCCUGAGCCCCAUUCUGGACAGAGUAUAUAGUAUGUCCAUGUAUAUGGUAAUACGCCGCUUGUGUGUGUGAAAUUUCUGACUUGCUAUAUAUAUUUGUGACUGAAAAACAACUGAAAUGCGUGUCCUUUUGCAAGUGGAGAUAGGUAAAUGCUCCAUUUCUAAAUAAAAACAAUCUGGGUUUGCUCAAGUUAUUGUGUUAUUACCAUAACUAUUAAAUGCCAUUUCCUAGUUUUGAGGCUUGUUGGAAUGAA